AUGCCAGUGACAUACACAACCAAUGUUGCAGAAGUGAAACAAACAAUUGAAAACAACAAGAACGUUCUUGUCAUCUUCUACUCUCCUGAGUGUGCAAAGUGCAAGGCAAGUGCGCCAAUGAUGGAUAAACUUGCUGACGAACACACAAACCUCAAGUUCUUCAAAGUAGAUGCAACUACAGCAACUGAUUAUGCUGCUGAAUACUCGAUUGCAUCACUUCCCACAUUUGUCUUUUUCCAAAACCAGAAAGUCGUGAAAAAGGCGCCUGGCAGCUCUGAAGUACUUGAAGAGAUUCUCAAAAUGGUGCAGUAA
Messenger RNA from Entamoeba invadens IP1, 312 nucleotides. RefSeq names its product thioredoxin, putative. The coding region runs from base 1 to 312 and encodes 103 amino acids. The transcript has a single exon. Gene Ontology annotation, cellular component: cytoplasm. NCBI's taxonomy places the organism in Eukaryota, Evosea, Mastigamoebida, Endamoebidae. Gene Ontology annotation, molecular function: oxidoreductase activity. The record is from RefSeq and is a predicted model, not a curated record.